GUCUAGUCCUGCUACUGCUCUAUCUGUGAGAUUUGGAAUAUAUUUGGAAUAUAAAAGUAGAUAAAUUAAGAUGAAUAACAUGACACAAUUACUGUAGUAUUCCACUUGUUGAGUGUUACAUAAACAUCACAAUAAAGGCAAAGUGGUUCUUCCCUGUUGGUACUCCAGGAAGGACCACUGAGUGUCUGAUGAGCCUCAGUCCCUCAGUCUGGGUGUGAAAGAUGACCUCUGGCAGUCACUGCAGUCCAGUUUUAACACGUGGAACCAGUGCGUAAUGGAGCAUUCUCAUCCAUAACGCCGAGAACUUCAUUCUCUGCGAGAUCAGUGUGCAAACUGCGAAAUGUCCCUUUUACUGGGGCUUUAUUUUAAAUCUGAAAGCUUUAUAUUUCGAAAUAAGUGACGACUUCUGCUUUUAGAGCGAUAAAAUCUUGGUUUUGGACAAUUACGCAUGAGGAAGAGAAUAAAUCACACCAGCCCUCUGUUUCUUAUCUUGCUGUAGACAACAUAACUGAGAAUAACUUGGCUGUUGCGCGCAGAGAGUAGGGAAGGGGGCCACAAGGACAGUCAGUUAUAUAUUUAGACAUCUGCAGACAUGGAGAUAACAUUUCAGACUUGGAGCAGGACCUGAGCUGAUCGGCCAGAAUUCGCGCUGAGAGACUUUGGAGCCCUAAAACGUGUUAAUUUAACUUCUGGAUGCACCAACAUGACCUCCUCUCUCUCGGUGAUCUAGUCGGAUCCAGUCUGGGUGAAGCGGGCUUCGUGGUGCGAGAUAAUCGGCAGAUGAUGGGAGUUAAUGAGGCGGAGAUGCGGGAGGACAAACCCAGACGCGCUGCUCUCCAGCGACGACAGGUGCGCCACGAGUGAGCGAGAGGAGGACGAGACGGAGGAGCAGCCAGAAUAAAGAGGGUGGAGAGGCGGACAGCGAGCGGAGAGGGAAGGAGAUAAAUACAGCAGAGACGCUUCCCAGGUUUGCGCUAUGGAAACGGGGCAGAGCGCGCAGGUCGCCGACAUGGGAGGAGAGCACUCGGCCGGGGUGUGCUUACUGGAGCGGGACCGAGAGAGGGGCGACGUGUCCAGCCCCAGUCCUCCGGCCAAGCAGCGCUCCCUGCGGGUCGUAUAUGUCCUGAACGACGGGCUGAAGUCUGUGAUGGCGAGCAGCCCGGAGUCCGGAGCUCUGCAGUGUCUGCAGAGAGCCUGCGACUCGGAGAGCGCCCUGCUCACCACCGUCACGUUUGGGAGACUGGACUUUGGAGAGACGUCGGUGCUGGACAGUUUCUACGACGCAGACAUCGCGGUUGUGGACAUGAGCGACGUGUUUCGCCAGCCCUCCCUGUUUUACCACCUGGGCGUGAGGGAGAGCUUCGACAUGGCCAACAACGUCAUCCUGUACCACGACACCGACCCCGACACCGCCCAGUCCCUGAAGGACAUGGUGGCGCAGAAAAACACAGCAUCCAGUGGUAACUACUACUUCAUCCCCUACAUAGUGACUCCUAACCAUGAGUACAUGUGCUGUGAGAGCGAUGCCCAGCGGAGGGCCAGCGAGUACAUGCAGCCCAGCUGGGACAACCUGCUGGGGCCGCUGUGCGUCCCGCUGACCGACCGAUUCACCAGCCUGCUGAAGGACAUCCACGUUACAUCCUGUGCUUCCUUUAAGGACACCCUGCUCAACGACAUCAGGAAGGCCCGAGAGAAGUACCAGGGGGAGGAGCUAGCCAAGGAGCUUUCCCGGAUCAAACUCCGAAUCGACAACACGGAAGUUCUAACGCAGGACAUCGUCAUGAACCUGCUGUUUUCCUACAGAGACAUUCAGGAUUAUGAUGCUAUGGUGAAGCUGGUUCAGACUCUGGAGAUGCUGCCAACUUGCGAUCUGGCGACCCAACCUAUGAUCCAGUUCCACUACGCCUUCGCCCUCAACAGGAGGAACAGUCCUGGAGACAGGGAACAGGCUCUUGGAGUGAUGCUUCAGGUGUUGCAGUCCUGUGAACAUCCUGCACCGGACAUGUUCUGCCUCUGUGGACGAAUCUACAAGGACAUUUUCCUCGACUCGGACUGCAAAGACACCAAAAACAGAGACAAUGCCAUUCAGUGGUACAGGAAGGGCUUUGAGCUGCAGCCAACCCUCUACUCUGGCAUCAACCUGGCUGUCCUCCUCAUAGUUGCUGGUCAGCAGUUUGAGAGCUCCAUGGAGCUGAGAAAAAUAGGUGUGAGAUUGAACAGCCUGCUGGGGCGCAAAGGUUCUCUGGAGAAAAUGAAUAACUACUGGGACAUCGGCCAGUUCUUCACCGUCAGCAUGCUGGCGAGCGACAUCCCCAAAGCUACUCAGGCUGCUGAGAAACUCUUCAAACUGAAGCCGCCACUAUGGUAUUUGCGGUCAGUGGUUCAGAACCUGCAGCUCAUCCAACGGUUUAAGAAGCAGAUGGUGGAACAUUCUCCCCAGAGAGAGAGACUCGACUUCUGGAUGGACAUCAUCGUAGAGGCCACUCAGGGAACCACCAACAGACUGCGGUUUCCAGUUUUAAUUCUGGAGCCGACCAAAGUUUACCAGCCGUCCUAUGUGUCGAUUAACAACGAGGCUGAAGAGAAGAACGUCUCGAUCUGGCAUGUUUCUCCUGCUGAAACGAAAGGAAUCCAUGAGUGGAACUUCACUGCAAUGUCCAUCAAAGGCAUCAGUAUCAGUAAGUUCGACGAGCGCUGCUGCUUCCUCUACGUCCACGACAACUCAGACGACUUCCAGAUCUACUUCUCCACUGAGGAGCAGUGUGGUCGGUUCUGCUCCAUGGUGAAAGAGAUGAUAUCUGAUGGGACGGGGCAUGCUGUGGAGCUGGAGGGGGAAGGUGAUGGAGAUACGCUGGAGUACGAAUACGACACCAAUGAGACGGGGGACAGAGUGGUGCUGGGUCGGGGCACUUAUGGAGUGGUGUAUGCUGGGAGAGACCUCAGCAACCAGGUCCGAAUCGCCAUCAAAGAGAUCCCUGAAAGAGACAGCAGGUACUCCCAGCCCCUUCAUGAAGAGAUCGCCCUACACAAGUACCUAAAGCACAGGAACAUUGUCCAGUAUUUGGGUUCUGUUUCUGAGAACGGAUACAUCAAGAUUUUCAUGGAGCAAGUUCCUGGAGGAAGCCUGUCUGCGUUGCUGCGGUCGAAAUGGGGUCCUCUGAAGGAGGCGACGAUCGUCUUCUACACCAGACAGAUCCUGGAGGGGCUGCGAUACCUGCACGAGAACCAGAUCGUCCACCGAGACAUUAAGGGUGAUAAUGUGUUGGUGAAUACAUACAGCGGCGUCUUGAAGAUCUCAGACUUCGGAACCUCGAAACGGCUGGCGGGAGUCAAUCCCUGUACAGAAACAUUCACAGGUACUCUGCAGUACAUGGCUCCAGAGAUCAUUGAUAAGGGCCCUCGAGGCUAUGGGGCCCCGGCUGACAUCUGGUCACUGGGAUGUACCAUCAUAGAAAUGGCCACUGGGAAACCUCCGUUUCAUGAGCUGGGGGAACCACAGGCAGCCAUGUUUAAGGUCGGCAUGUUCAAGAUCCACCCGGAGAUCCCCGAGUCUUUGUCUCUGGAGGCCAAAUCGUUCAUCCUGCGCUGCUUUGAGCCCGACCCCCACAAGAGAGCCAUCGCCUCAGACCUGCUCAGAGACACUUUUGUCAGACACCACACCAAGGGCAAGAAGAGCAAGAUCGCCUUCAAGCCGUCAGACUACAUCCAUAGCGUGUCGUUGCCGGUACAGCUGCAGUGCGAAGCCGCCGGCAGCAGCAGCAGCGAACACGGCUCUGUGAGUCCGGACCUCGACUCCAAACAUGACGUUUUCUUCCAGAAAAAGAAAAGCUCCGGCUCCGAGAACCUGCUCAAACCGCCCAACUCCAACUACCUGAGUGUUCCCGAUGAGGGUUCGGUGUCGGAGGACCGCAGUGCUCCCCCCUCGCCUGAGGACAGGGACGGCGGCCUGUUCCUGCUGAAGAAGGACAGCGAAAGACGGGCGAUUCUGUACAAAGUCCUCAAUGACGACCAGGCUAAGGUCAUCUCCAACCUCAAGGAAAACCACAUCCAGGGCAGCGAGGAGCUCCAACUGUCUGUGGAGCACAUCAAGCAGAUCAUCUGCAUCCUCCGAGACUUCAUCCAUUCCCCGGAGAGGCGCGUCAUGGCGGCCACCAUCUCCAAACUCAAGCUGGACCUCGACUUCGACUCCACAUCCAUCAACCAGAUCCAGCUGGUGCUGUUCGGCUUCCAGGACUCGGUGAACAAAGUCCUGAGGAAUCAUCACAUUAAACCCCACUGGAUGUUCGCUAUGGAUAACAUCAUCCGUCGAGCUGUGCAGGCGGCGAUCACCAUCCUCAUACCGGAGCUGCAGACCCACUUCGGCCCGGCGUCGGAGUGUGAAGGAGCAGAGAAGGAGGACGAGGUGGACGAGGAGGAAGCAGAAUUCGGUCCAGUUUUAGCUCAUCACGCCGACGACCCCGGGACAGCCGCCGACCACGGACACCCCGCUGUCAUCACGCUAAGCUCCGCCCACUGCCAGGAGCAUCAGCGCUCGCAUCAUCAGCUGGGAGCUCAGCUGGGGCGACUCAAACAGGAGACCAACAGACUGCUGGAGGAGCUGCUGCAGAAGGAGAAGGAGUAUCAGCAGGUGUUGAAGGCGACGCUGCAGCAGAGAACUCAUGACCUGGAGCUGGUCAGAGUCAGACACAGACCUCCAGCGGACCACGAGCCGGACAAGCAGCUCACUGAUUGGCUGAAAGAGCAGGGGGCAGAUCCGGAUACUAUAGACAAGUUUGUGGUUGAGGAAUACACGCUGACCGACAUUCUCAGUGACGUUACCAAAGACGACCUCCGCUGCCUACGUCUACGGGGUGGAGUCCUCUGCCGGAUCUGGCGUGCCAUCCAGCGGCACCGAGAGCGAGAGAGGCAGACGAGCAGCAAACGCUCAGAAGAUGAUGCAUGACGGGGGCUGUUGGACUACGACUCUGUUUUGCAGAAAACACGCACACAUCCACACAUUACCAGCCCUGCAUGGCCGUCUUUCUUUUCUCUCUCUGUCUCCACGGUGCGUUCUCAUGUUCUAGUCUGUGUGUUGUAUGAACAGGACUGACUGAAUCCAUACAGAGUCCGACUUAUCCAGACCAAAGCGCUUCAGUGCAGGCACUACUGUAUGUAUCUUCAUGUGCAUUUUAGUGUUUACGUGUGCCUCAGUGUAUUCGUGCCUGACAAUUUCUAAAGAGAAACUUGUCCAAUCAAAUAUGGAAACGUUUUGAAGUCGUCUCCCACUGUUUCGUCGUGCUGUUAAACGAUGCUGCACAACUGAAAAGUGACUCUAUGGUUUGAUCCUCACAUACAGUUUAGGUUUUUACAUUGGGAAAAAGUAUCUAUAAGUCUAUAAAACACACUCCUGCUGGUCUAAUCUUGGUGUUUGCUGUAUAAUCAAAUGCUUGUCAAAACAGAUUCCUGCAUGACUGGAAAGUUGGUGAUCCCCGUGAUAUAAAGACUUAUCUAUUGUACCUGUUAGUCUUUAUUAUUUUAAGCUGACUUUCCUUUGAAGACAGGAAACCCCAUGAGUCACAGAUUUCCUGAUUAAAAUGUUUUAGGUAUUAAUAUUCCAGCACGUAGACACAUGCCAUUGACCCAUCAUCCCCGCCUUUAUAUUUGUACUCAUGUAAUUUAUUGGUUGUAUCUUUUCUCUUCUGUGUAUCUGUAUUUAUUAGUUGUUGUUUUUUUAAUUCCAACUAUCAUAAAUUGUUUAAUGUGCUUUACAGCUGCAAUAAAACUGGAAAUAAUUCAACUGUU
Acanthochromis polyacanthus (spiny chromis) is the source of this 5781-nucleotide messenger RNA. It is a transcript of the gene map3k15, whose product is annotated as mitogen-activated protein kinase kinase kinase 15. The record is from RefSeq and is a predicted model, not a curated record. Gene Ontology annotation, biological process: cellular response to stress; MAPK cascade; protein phosphorylation. The transcript is spliced from 29 exons. Lineage: Eukaryota; Metazoa; Chordata; Actinopteri; Pomacentridae. Bases 977 to 4942 code for a protein of 1321 amino acids. Gene Ontology annotation, molecular function: MAP kinase kinase kinase activity; ATP binding.